Messenger RNA from Theobroma umbraticum, 1769 nucleotides. RefSeq names its product putative indole-3-pyruvate monooxygenase YUCCA4. The record is from RefSeq and is a predicted model, not a curated record. Lineage: Eukaryota; Viridiplantae; Streptophyta; Magnoliopsida; Malvales; Malvaceae. Gene Ontology annotation, biological process: auxin biosynthetic process. Gene Ontology annotation, molecular function: N,N-dimethylaniline monooxygenase activity; flavin adenine dinucleotide binding; NADP binding. Gene Ontology annotation, cellular component: endoplasmic reticulum membrane.
CUUGUUUUUCUCUUCCCAUUGACUCCUGCUUUUCCCCCCUCUCUCUCCUGAGCGCUUUUACUCUCUCUUUAAAAUCCCACCUCAUCCACAUGAGAUUUCUCUCAAGAAGCAAAAGGGCAGUGAGAAAACAGGGGAAAGAAAACAGAGCUUUACAGAGUGAAAAGAACAGGGGAAGUAAAAAGAAACUACUGAGGUUUUUCUCUGUUUCUUUUUAAGCUUUCUUUCACUAUCCUUUCUUCUUUCCUUUUCCUUUUCGUUCCGUCUUCUUUCCAUUAUCACUCUUUUUCUUGGGAUUGUCCUACAUGGGUUCUUGUAAAGAUCAAGAAGACCAUCAUCAGUUUCAAGCAAACUGCGUUUGGGUUCAUGGGCCUAUCAUUGUAGGUGCAGGACCAUCUGGUCUAGCAACAUCUGCUUGCCUUACUCAGCAAGGCGUCCCUUCUCUUAUUCUUGAGAAAAGCGACUGCAUAGCUUCCUUGUGGCAACAUCGAACCUAUGAUCGUCUCAAACUCCAUCUUCCCAAACAGUUUUGCGAAUUACCACUCCUUGGUUUCCCUAAGAAUUUCCCAAAGUACCCAACCAAGCACCAGUUUAUCUCUUACAUGGAGUCCUAUGCUUCACAUUUCUCAAUCCAACCUAGGUUCAGGCAAGCUGUGCAAAGCGCAGACUUCGAUCAUGUUUUGGGGUUUUGGAGGGUUAAAACUCAAGACUGUGAGUACAUUUCAAGGUGGCUUAUUGUCGCCACUGGUGAAAAUGCUGAGCCUGUAAUUCCCGACAUUUCGGGGAUUGACAAGUUCAACGGUCCUGUUGUUCAUACCAGUUUGUACAAGUCUGGUUCUGAGUUUAGAAACCAAAGGGUUUUGGUAAUUGGAUGUGGUAAUUCUGGCAUGGAAGUUAGCUUGGACCUCUGUCGAUACAAUGCGAUCCCGCAUAUGGUUGUUAGAAACACGGUGCACGUCUUGCCUAGGGAGAUGUUUGGUUUCUCAACAUUUGGUAUAGCCAUGGCACUUCUCAGAUGGUUCCCUUUGAGGCUAGUAGAUAAAUUCCUGUUGCUGGUAGCCAACUUCACCCUGGGCAACACAGACCAAAUAGGUCUUCGGCGGCCAAAAACCGGUCCUAUUGAGCUCAAGAAUGUCACUGGAAAAACUCCGGUGCUCGACGUUGGUGCACUAUCACAGAUAAAAUCUGGUAAAAUUAAGGUGGUGGAAGGUGUGAAAGAGAUAACAAGAAAUGGAGCAAAGUUUAUGGAUGGACAAGAAAAGGAGAUUGAUUCAAUAAUCCUGGCAACUGGGUACAAAAGCAAUGUGCCUACUUGGCUCAAGGGAUGUGAUUUUUUCACCAAAGAUGGCAUGCCGAAAACGCCGUUUCCCAACGGAUGGAAAGGAGAGAAGGGAUUGUACACAGUUGGGUUUACAAGAAGAGGGCUGCUAGGAACGGCUUCUGACGCCGUUAAGAUUGCUGGAGACAUUGCUGAACAAUGGAGGACAAUCAAAGACUGUAACAACAACGGUUGUAAUUCUCAUGUUAUCCUGCUCAAGGAAACCUGAUCACUCUGAAAUCAAAAACCAAAGAAAAAAAAAAGGUAGCUUUCGAUUAGAUGGGGAAUUUACUGAGGAUGACUUUUUUCUUUUGUGGGUUUUUUAGCCCCUCUUUUAAAUCUUGUAAAUGCACCAAUUUUGUAUGUGGGGGGUUUGCAUCCAUCCUUUACCUCUUAAGAGUUGUUAUGAUAAUGUAAGUUUGUCAACUUUGUACAAAAUAAUUUCAUAAAUAGA